CAUCAACAUUCCCGGAGAGUAUCGCAGCUGUUGUGGUACCAUGAACCCUUGAUGUCGUUACUCCAAUGUCCGUUAUUAUGGAGUUGAUGCAACAUGUAUUUCGGACCCCAGAAGCGUGCUCUUUGUCGUAAUGCCCUGACUUCUGAGACUGUGAAUGCCAAAAGAGGACUCCACCCUUGAUUCUUGACACAGUAUUGUUCAGACAUGGCGUUAUUCUCUCGCGCAACCUACAUCACCACCGACAACGAAGCCACAGGCGUCAGUAUCGCAACAUGGUUUCUCGCAACCACUUUCAUUAUCAUGUUUCUUUCCCGCCAGUCAGUCAGGUACGUUAUGCUUCGGAGGGUUCAGCUCGACGAUUACUUGAUGACCGGAGCAAUGAUACUUUCCUUAGGCCUCUCCCUAGCCUAUUCCAUCGCAGCAUCACAUGGAAUGGGAAAUAAGGUUGUUUCGGUUGCGGAUGCCCAUACUAUUCAGAAAGCCUAUUACGCCGCAGACCUGCUCUACAUCAUGGCUCUCUGCUGUGUAAAGCUCUCGCUUGUCAUUUUCUUCAACAACAUCGCCGUGGAUGAAAAGCAAAAGCGAGUUAUUCUCGGUUUGGGCGCAUUCGCAAUCAUGUCCGCUAUUUCUACGCUGUUUGCAGCUGCUUUACAGUGUGGAGGUCCUCGCUCAUGGGAGGUGAUGACCCUUCACUGCUUCAACCAGAGUGCUUUCUGGACCGCAUUUGGCGUUCUUGACAUGUUCACGGAUUGUUCGAUUAUAGUCCUUUCUAUCAUGCUAGUAUGGGAUCUUCGCAUUCCGAUUUCGCGAAAAGCGGUCGUUGUAGGCUGUUUCGCUCCCCGUGUGCUAGUCAUCGCAGCAGCUGCCUGUAGGCUUGCAUAUCUAGCAACAAUCUCUCCCCAUAAGAAUCCCGCUUUCAACGUCUGGGUCUCGGUCAUCUGUACCGAAGUGCAAAUUUGCUUAAGCAUCUCUACGGCUUGCAUACCAUGUAUCAAGCCCUUCUUUGAGGGCGUCGAGUCUGGUGUAUGGCAAUCGGAUCAUCUCCGGCGUCGGGGGUUCUCUAUCAAUGAUUUAUAUAGCAAGGGAUACGCCAAAAGAAGCGAGGCUUGGACGGACUCGCAAAGAACGGGUUCUGUUCCGAAGACGGAGGCUGAAGUGCAGGUCACAGUUCAACACGUUACACCGAGCGAGGACGGUGAGUUGUCCGCGUUGCCGGCAUUUGAGGGAGGGAAGUGGGAGGGAAUUGAUGCGCAUUAGUGUACACCAAACGAGUUGUAGAUGGAGAUACUUGAAAAGACCCGGUCGCUUUUAAGAGUAAUAUUUCAAGUAUUCGAGCUCUGGCGGAUGUACUUCUCGCGGAUGUACUUCUCUUGAAUGAGCUCGCGCAAUAGCAGUAGGGCUCUAGCGAGAAUUGAUCCAGCUAAUGUCUACU
This is a messenger RNA of Mytilinidion resinicola, 1432 nucleotides long. RefSeq lists its product as uncharacterized. NCBI's taxonomy places the organism in Eukaryota, Fungi, Ascomycota, Dothideomycetes, Mytilinidiales, Mytilinidiaceae. The record is from RefSeq and is a predicted model, not a curated record. The coding region runs from base 205 to 1257 and encodes 350 amino acids. The transcript is spliced from 7 exons.